AAUGACGUAUUCAAUAAUAGCACUUUGUCUUUUAUUGACAGCUGUAAAUGGAAGUGUUGAGGAAAGAAUCGAGAAAUUAAUGGGUUUACAGUAGAAUUAUUAGCAUACUCAAUCAGAAAGCUUUUUCUAUUAUACUCAAGUAGCCAAAUGUAGUUUGAAAGUAAUAUAUUUUAGUAUAAGUAAUAGACUAUAACAAAUUGGAAUUGUGGUUCAUUUUGUUAACAUCAUCCAGAUAUGGUUGAAGUAAAGGCAUUCUAUAAAGCAGAUCAUCAUGCUUAAGCAUAUGUAGGAUAUAACAAAAAGGAAAAUUUGGUUGUUGUUGUUUAUAGAAGUAAGAAAUUAUUCUAUGUUAUCAUUUUAGGUACCUAAGAUUUUAUCAACUGGUACAAUAACAUCAAGUUCUUCAAACAUGAUUUUGGAGAUUGCAAGAAUUGUAAAGUUCAUUUAGGAUUUUGGGAAACUUAUGAUGACGUAUCAGCAGAAGUGUUGGCUGCUGCAAAACAUUUGAAAGAUAAAUAUCCAACUUCAAAAUUAUUGAUUACAGGACAUUCCUUAGGUGGAGCAGUUGCUUAUUUGGCUGCAGUGGAUUUAAAGAAAUUAGGAUAUAAAAUUGAUUAUUUCUUUACAUAUGGAGCUCCUCGUAUUGGAACACAUGAAUUUGCUGUUUGGUUCACAAGUUAUGUUGGUGCAACAGAACAUUGGAGAGUUACUCAUUAUAGAGAUAUGGUAAUUCAUUAACCACCUUCUUCAUUUUCUUACAAACAUCCUCCUUAAGAAGUGUGGUAUACUCAUGAUAAUAAAUCAUAUAAAGUAUUGAAGUAUAAUAAAUAAUAGAUUUGUUCAAGUGGAACUGAUGAGGAUCCUACUUGUGCCAAUUCAAUAAUUGGUGAUUCUUCUGCAGAUCAUACUAGCUAUUUCAAUGUUAGUGGAUCAUGCACAGAAGAAUUUACAGAAGAUAUUGAAAUUUGAUU
Messenger RNA from Paramecium pentaurelia, 971 nucleotides. NCBI's taxonomy places the organism in Eukaryota, Ciliophora, Oligohymenophorea, Peniculida, Parameciidae. The record is from the annotation of a GenBank genome assembly.